CUAGAAUUUUAAAAUCAGUACAUCAGAAGCCACAAUAGAAAUUACAUAGUUUAUUUACUACAAUAUAAAUAAAAAAAUUAUUUGAGAUGAAGAUUUUUUUGUUUAUUUUAUUUGCGUUCGCUGUUAAUGGUGCCGUUAUAAAGACUACAAACACGACUCGGACAAAUCUAAACAUCGGUUUUGUCUCUCCUAACGAUCUUUUACUACAAAGAACCUAUAUUUAUCAGCCAGCUCGUCCUAAUGCCAUUCAAUAUCAGGACUACGUGUACCGAGGCAGUUACUCCACCAGGAUCUCGGGGGUUUACGUCAACGAGGUUGGUUAUACUCAGUACGCCAACGCCUGGAUACUGAGGGGAGGGAUCGGAUACAAUAACGUCACUGUUAGAAUACAAUCCGCUAGAGGAGGCGGAUAUUACUAUCAGAUUGACGUGUGGGGACGGUAGAUUGAGAAGUAAGAAUUACCUAAUGUAUGCUAAAAAUAUAUAUAAUCAUGUCAUAUUGAAGCCAAGUGAAGGAAAUUAAUACUUUAUGUAAACUAGUAAUUUCUAAGUAAAUAAAUAUAAUUAAUG
Messenger RNA from Danaus plexippus (monarch butterfly), 569 nucleotides. RefSeq lists its product as uncharacterized. NCBI's taxonomy places the organism in Eukaryota, Metazoa, Arthropoda, Insecta, Lepidoptera, Nymphalidae. The record is from RefSeq and is a predicted model, not a curated record. The transcript is spliced from 2 exons. The coding region runs from base 87 to 443 and encodes 118 amino acids.